UUGAGGAGAGUUUAGGAGGGACCGAAGAAGAGAAUGCAGCAGAGUGAGAGAGGCCUUUAAGCAUUUUGAGGAAUCAGAGAAUCUGUGGGGAGAAGCUGAAGUUUCGGGCUUUUUGUAGAUUUCUCCUUUUGCCUAAGGAAAAGAGAAGAAGGAAGGAAGAAAAAGGGAUGGAUCUAAAAGUUGUUCUCUUCCCCAUAUCAUUUCUCAUAUUGUUGAUUCCUGAUGAAGAUGGCUUCUUUUAGGUCGCAGUUUCACUACAAGCAUAAGGCACCGGCCGUUCUGGAUAUUUCUCUUUUACGUAUUUGUUUUGUUCAACUUAUAGCAUGAAGGAAAAGAGUGUUAGAGGAUCCUGGUUCUUACCACUAUAAAUGAUUGUUUGAGCUUAUUGAGACUUUCUUGUAAGAAGCUGCUUUGAGAGGAAGCUGGACAUGAGUAUGUUGGAGGGGACAUGCUUGAGCCAAGGGAAGCUGAUAUACCUGCCUUGUUUUUGGUAUUGGUUGUGCUUCCUUUGGUUACUUAUAUCUUACUUGGAAAGUGGAAUGAGUCUGCAAAGAAGAAGGAGAGGAUAAGCGUGCUAGCUCAGUUGGCAGCUGAAGAGGCCUUCCGUGCAGAGGCAAUGGCUGCUGCCAGUGUUAUUCCUGUUGUUCCAUCUUUAAAGGUUGGGUUUCAUGAAUGUGCAAGAUGCUUUGGUCCAGCUACAACCCGUUGCUCCAGAUGCAAAUCUGUUAGAUACUGUUCUGGGAAGUGUCAGAUAAUUCACUGGAGGCAAGGCCACAGACAAGAAUGCCAGCAAUUGGAGAUCCUGAGCUCAAAUUCAUCCCCUAAGCCUGUUGCAGUUGAAGAUUCUGUUGAUGAGAGAAUUUUACUAAAUGAAAACCUCAACAAACUAUUCUAUGGGUAUGAAACUAAGCAGCCUAUGCCAGAAAAUGUUUCUUCAGGCAGACCAAAUCAUGCUCCAACUACCACAGCUAUUGCUUCUACCACCACCACCACCACUACAGUUGAUACAUCUGAGGUUUCAACGUUGGAGCGAAAGGUUCCAGACAAGCGGUCCUGUAGUAGAUCCCAAAGAGAACUCUUGAGAAGAGAGGACACAGCAGUAUUUGGAUCAUCCCUAGAAGCAUACAGCAGUAAGGUCAUUGAUCCAACAUUGUCUAAUGCUAUUCCAUUGAAGGAUGCUUCUUUAAAGCUUAAGUCAGGAAAUGAUGGCCUAGUUGCAUCUUCAGAAGAAACUUCAAGAAAGCAUCUUGUCAACAAUCCUGUGCUUGUCCAUGGAAGGAGUGUUCCAAGAAACAAUUUGCAUGAAAAUCACAAGUUAAGAGGAGAUACUGGAUGUUCAUUUCAAACAAGCACUGACUCCCCUAUUUCAAGCUCCUUAGAGAACAAUGGGGCUAGUACAGGUGAAGCCGAGAUAGGCUUCACUUCAGACAGAGGCAAUAUCCUUAGGGAGGGAUUGGCUUGUAAUGACGAAACAGCAUACUUUAACUCUUCUCCUGAAAUGAUCUUAGGUAAGACAAGCAGAAAAUCAAAGGGAAAGUCAAAUUCUUUAGAACCCAAAUGUUCAGGCUCACCAAGAUCAGCAAUGAAAGCAGCAUCAAGAGAAAAUGUAAAUUCAGGGACAGACAGGAAGGGGAGCAUGGCAAAUGAAUCAAAAAUCCAUCAAGUAAAUCCUUCCAUGAAUGCCCAUGCACAAAACUGCAAUGGUGUCUCAGAGAUUGGAAUUAUGAAAAUGAUGGGCCUAAAGAAGUCACCUAAAGUUCCUAGGCAGAGUGUCACUGGGGCUAUUAGUGAUACACAUAAGAGAAAUAAGGUUCUUUUCCCCUAUGAAGAAUUUGUAAAGUUCUUUCAAUAUGAAGUCUGGGACUUGUCUCCUAGAGGUCUUUUAAAUUGUGGGAACAGUUGCUAUGCUAAUGCCGUAUUGCAAUGUUUGACCUGCACAAAGCCCCUCAUUGUGUACUUGCUUCGGAAAUCACAUUCAAGAACCUGCUGUGUGAAAGAUUGGUGCCUCAUGUGUGAACUUGAGCAUCAUGUCAUGAUGUUAACAGAAGGUGGAGGUCCUUUGUCUCCCAACCGAAUCCUUUUGCAUAUGAGAAACAUUGCUUCUCGUAUGGGUGGUGGAAGUCAGGAAGAUGCUCAUGAAUUUCUAAGGCUUCUAGUCGCUUCUAUGCAAUCUAUAUGCCUUGAGGUAGUGGGUGGUGAGAAGCAUGUUGAUUCAAGGUUGCAAGAAACGACAUUCAUACAACAUACAUUUGGCGGUCGCCUUCGAUCAAAGGUUAAGUGCCUGAAAUGUCAUCAUGAAUCUGAACGAUAUGAGAACAUUAUGGAUCUUACAUUGGAGAUACUUGGUUGGGUGGAGUCACUGGAGGAUGCACUUACUCAAUUCACUGCAGCUGAGGAUUUGGAUGGAGAAAACAUGUACAGAUGUGGAAGGUGCGCGACAUAUGUAAAAGCCCGAAAGCAAUUGAGCAUACAUGAGGCACCCAACAUAUUGACAAUAGUUUUGAAGAGAUUUCAGAAGGGGAAAUAUGGCAAAAUAAACAAAUGUAUUACCUUCCCAGAUAUGCUGGACAUGAUCCCAUUCAUGACUGGAACAGGCGACAGCCCUCCACUUUAUAUGCUUUAUGGUGUUGUUGUGCAUUUGGAUACAUUGAAUGCAUCAUUUUCAGGGCAUUAUGUGUCCUACGUGAAAGAUAUGCAUGGAACGUGGUUAAGGAUAGAUGACACAGAGGUCCAGCCAGUGCCAAUUAGUCAGGUGAUGUCUGAAGGUGCAUACAUCCUAUUCUAUUCAAGGUCUUGCCCACGACCUCCAAGAGCUUGUUCUGGGAAAGCUACCUCACUGCAAUCUCCAUCUUCUGCAAGGCAUUGUACAUCCAAAACUCAAAAAUCAUUAAGACCGGUGGAACCCAAUUCCAGCUGCCAUUCGUUUGCCUCAGAAUUUCCAUCAGGUCCCAGACCAGAAAUUUGUAUGGGUGCUUGCAACAGAAACUCCAACAGCACUCUAAGGAGUACAAACAUGAAUGUCUUGCCUGUGAGAGAAAUCUAUGCUGAGUCAACUAGCACAGAAUUUUCAGAUGCCACAUCCAGUGAUUGGUCCCAUUUUACGAGCUCAGAUGAAUCAUCAUUUACUACUGAGAGUACGAGAGAUUCAUUCAGUACUGUGGACUAUGCUGACUUCAAUCUUGAUUCCAUUUCCUCCAUAUUCAAUACCUUUUAUCCAUCGGAUUACUCUUCUCACAACUCUAUUUCCUCUAGAAGGUUCUCACAUAGUAAGCCGCAGAUACAAUUCCAUUCAGAAGACAAAGGUUUUGUUUUGGACUCGUCCAUGUCAACCCAUCCCCUUGACAGUGUACAGAAUGGAAAGAAUCCAAAACAGGUCAGCAUUUUUUCGACCGAACCUUUUCCUUCUGUUGGCAACUGCGGUGUAUUUGUAAAAUAUGGGACUAGUCCCAAAGAUAGUUUUGCUCAAACAUCUGGUCAUUGUCAACACUAAUUUUUAUAAUCUUGUAGUUAUGGGAAUUCCCAUCUGAUGAAAUAUAUCACUUUUCCAGAGACUAACCAUGCCUCA
This is a messenger RNA of Nelumbo nucifera (sacred lotus), 3565 nucleotides long. RefSeq names its product ubiquitin C-terminal hydrolase 15-like. The record is from RefSeq and is a predicted model, not a curated record. Gene Ontology annotation, biological process: protein deubiquitination. Gene Ontology annotation, cellular component: cytosol; nucleus. NCBI's taxonomy places the organism in Eukaryota, Viridiplantae, Streptophyta, Magnoliopsida, Proteales, Nelumbonaceae. Gene Ontology annotation, molecular function: cysteine-type deubiquitinase activity.